This is a messenger RNA of Trichoderma virens Gv29-8, 774 nucleotides long. RefSeq lists its product as uncharacterized. Lineage: Eukaryota; Fungi; Ascomycota; Sordariomycetes; Hypocreales; Hypocreaceae. The record is from RefSeq and is a predicted model, not a curated record. Bases 1 to 774 code for a protein of 257 amino acids. The transcript has 3 exons.
AUGGGACAAACAGUAUCUGUGCCGGUAGACAGAAGGAGGAAGCUAGAGAUAAUUGAUGCUGGAUUCUCAAGAACCGGGACAUUGUCCUACGCCUAUGCUCUAGAGAAGCUUCUUGACGGACCGGUACAUCAUACAGCUACCCAGCUUUUCAAUCGAGAAGAUUCGUACUGCAAGAAAUGGAAUCUGGUAUAUCGAUAUCGGCGCGAAGGCAAUCGCACACAGUUACUCAAAGCGCUAGAAGACGUUUUUUCAGGUUUUGUCGGCGCAACUGAUGUUACCGCAAUUGAUUUCAUUCCAGAACUAAUGGAAUUAUACCCGGAUGCGAAAUUCGUACUUGUCACGCGCCCUCCAGCGGCCUGGUGGAAGAGCUUUGAGAUAGUGGCCGAUAACGCAGGAAGCAGAGUGAUGGGAAACAUCACCAUGCCACUACCCGGUGUCCGAUGGUUUGUUGACACAGCGCGAGGAUUCUUCGAAGCAGCUGAAGAUCGAACCGGUCAUAAAUGCAACCCACUCUGGAUUGAGCAACAUAACGAUUACGUGCGUAACAUAGUUCCAAAGGACCGCCUGCUCGAGGUGGAGCUUGGAUCAGGAUGGGAGCCACUCUGCAAAUUCCUGGAUAAACCCAUUCCGAAAGAGCCGUUUCCCCACGUCAAUGAGGCUGCAGCACGAGAUAAGUUUGCACUAAAAAUCCUCCAGAAAGCCGCAAUGGCUUGGGCCGGAAUAUUCACGAGCAUCGGGCUCAUUUCCUAUCUAUCCUGGCAACUUUGGGGUUGA